GUACAUGAUAUUAACCUGAAGCGGAAGCAACAAGGAGAAUUUCAUAAAUUGUACCCGGAACUUCGCAGAGAGGAGAACCGUUUCUAUACAUGUUACAAAAUGAAUUUUGAAAGUUUUGAUGAAAUUUUAGAUCUGAUAAAAAAUGACAUCACCAAACAACAAACAAAUUUUAGGGAACCAGUUGAUGCCACAGAACGACUAGCUGUUACUUUAAGAUUUUUAGCUACCGGUGAUUCAUACAAAACGAUUGGGCACAGCUUUCGGUUAGGAUUUUCAACCGUUGCAACUAUUGUGGAUGAAACAUCUGAAGCUAUAUGGAACCGGUUACAACCGAUUUAUUUGCCAGAGCCAACAGAAGAAAUAUGGGAAAAAUCAAUCCUAGGCUUCAAAAAUGUAUGGCAGUUCCCCAAUUGUUUAGGAAGCAUAGAUGGCAAACACGUGACCAUCAGAUGUCCCCAGAAGAGUGGAUCAAAUUACUUUUCCUAUUUAAAAAAUUUUUCCAUAGUUCUUAUGGCAAUUGUUGACCCAGAAUAUAAAUUUAUUUGUAUAGAUGUAGGUGGUUAUGGUAAAAAUAGUGACGGUGGUAUUUUUGAGACAUCGGCUAUGGGCAGAAAAUUUGCAAAUGAAACCAUGAAUAUACCACCCAACAGACCAUUAGCUAAUGAAAAUAAAGAGAUUACAUGUGUAUUAAUUGGCGAUGAAGCUUUUACACUAAGCCCUUACUUAAUGAGGCCAUUUCCUUAUAGACACGCACGAAAUGACAACAGCAAAGAGAGAUUUAAUUAUUAUCUAUGCAGAGCCCGACGCGUAAUGGAAAAUGCCUUUGGAAUAUUGGCACAUAAAUGGCGUCUAUUUUUUAGACCACUAGAAGUUAAAGUUCAAACAGCUACAAAACUUGUGAAGGCAGCAUGCGUAUUGCACAAUUUGCUGCGCACAAGAAACACUGACGAGCAAUUUUUGCAUUUACAAGAAAACUCUAAUAUUCCUUUACCAGUAGUUGAUAAUCUGGCGGUUGACGGAAGAAGAGCAGUAAACGAAGCUUUUGAAAUACGUGAAAAAUUGGUUACUUAUUUUAGUAAUUUAUAA
This is a messenger RNA of Diabrotica virgifera virgifera (western corn rootworm), 1086 nucleotides long. RefSeq lists its product as uncharacterized. The record is from RefSeq and is a predicted model, not a curated record. The transcript has 2 exons. Lineage: Eukaryota; Metazoa; Arthropoda; Insecta; Coleoptera; Chrysomelidae. Bases 100 to 1086 code for a protein of 328 amino acids.